AUGGACCAUUCCAAACUUGAGGCCCUGCAUGUGAGCAGUGACCCCAUGCUGGAUGCCAUUGAACUGCUUCCUCUCGAGCUCCAAGACUGGGUGGGACCUCAGGUUAAACAGUGGCACCAGCACCUGCCCGAUCCUAGCGAAGAAAGCCUGCUUCCCAAGCUCUUUGAUUCGUGCGCUGACUACCAAAGGACUUUUUUACCUCUCCUGUACGCAGAGGUCGUGGAAGAGGUUGGUGCCACGCUUCAAGCACGCCAAUCAAAUUUGGAUCGCGAUGCAACGUCCGGCUUGCUCUUUCCGGAUGGUCGCUUGGUACUGAACGAACGUUGGAAAGAUCAGCAACGCCUCCUUGUCAAUGACAUUGUGCGUGUGAAGCAACUGACUGGGAGCAAACAGAGCUUUCAAGCCAUGGUGAGCCAAGUUUUGGACAAGAAUGAAUUCUCCGUUGUGUGGUCCAAGCGUGCUGAGCCGUGGCGCGAGGAUGUCAAGGUGCAGGUCACCCGUCUCUUUCCAGGCACGGGUUACAAGCGGCAAUUUGAUGCGCUGAUGAAGAUACAGAUGUUACCCUGGCCCAUUGUAUCCACGCUGCUGUGCGGGCCGCCCCGAACUUUGACGGACUCGCGUGUCAAGCUUGCCCACAUUGACCGUAUUCUCAAGGCCAAGGAAGCUGAACUCAACGCUUCUCAACGUGCGGCCAUCGAGAUGGCGUUGACACAUCGCAGUUGUAUGGUCGCCAUCCAAGGUCCACCCGGCACAGGAAAAACCCACACCAUCUACCACAUGGUGGUGACAAUGGCGCAAACCCUCAGUGACAGCGGUUCGAACGGAGGCGCGACGCGCAUCCAGCGACCGACCGAUAGCCACGCACAGAAAAUUCUCAUCUGCGCCCCAUCCAACGCCGCCAUUGAUGAAAUUUUGGUCCGCUUUUCCCGCUCUGCCGAGCUCCGCGCGCUCAAUAUUGUACGGCUUGGCCAAGCCAGCAGCGUGACCCGGAACGAGGCAUCUACCUUUUCACUCGAUGCCCAGCAAGGACAGCGCCGCAGCAAAGUGCUUGACCAAAUGCGUUCCGUUGAUGACGAACUGCGAUCGAUCGAGCAUGAAGCCCGGGCUGCAGAAUCCACAGACCAAUUUCUCAAGAUGAAUGCCCAUGCAGGAGAUUUGAGCGCUCAACGCGACUUGAAAAAUCGAGAGCAGGAGCAGCGCCGUGCCGCGGCGCGCCAGGCAGAAUUGCAAAGCAGGCGACGGGCUAUGAAAAAAGAUUUGUCGGCGCUUCAAGAAAAGUCUCGCAAUUGGCUGAGCCAAGCAGACAUUAUCUGCACAACCCUCAACGGGGCAGCGCUGGAUGAUCUUACCCGCGCUGCUGGUGUGAGCUUUGCGUAUACCAUCAUUGAUGAGGCAGCCCAGUGUGCUGAGACAGAAGCCCUGGUGGCGCUACAACGCUGCGGCUCCAAAACCAUCCUGGUUGGGGACCAUCGGCAGCUACCCGCUACGCUCCUCUCUCCGUUGGGUAGCCGUGUGUACGGGCGCUCCAUGUUUGAGCGCUUGUACCCGCUUCUGCACGCCAUCCAGGCCGCCGUCAUGCUUGACGUCCAAUACCGCAUGCACCCCAAGAUUUGUGCCAUUGCCAGCAACCUCUUUUACGAAGGCCGUCUGGAGACGGACCCCACUGUCGCCACGCGUCGUAGCCGAGACCCCAUUUUGCGGGGCACGAAGGAAUCACCCUUCCUAUGGUAUGACACUCCUCCAGAAACAGAGGCUGCCAUGACGCGAGGCGGACAGGGCGGUCCCAAUUCGUACAUUAACGUGCGCGAGGCUGAGCAGGUGAUUCAGUGCUUGCUCACGCUCUGCCGCAUCCGUCUGGGGCUGCGGAACCGCGUGACAAUUGUGACGCCAUAUGCGGCCCAGCGCAACUGCAUCAGCGAUCAUCUCACUUGGGCCUUUGGCAAGGCGGCGAACGCAGUGCGUGUCAGCACGGUUGACGCCAUGCAAGGCCAAGAAUCAGAUGUUAUCAUAUACAGCGCCGUGCGCACAUCCGCGCUUGGCUUUACAAGUGAUCGUCGCCGAAUCAACGUUGCGUUGACUCGAGCCAAGACCUGCCUCAUCGUUUUGGGUUCCAAGCUUCUGCUAACAGACCCGACUUGGCGUGGAGUGUUCAAUCAUCUUUCAAAUAUGGAACACCUCCUUCCCUUUGAUGCCGAGCCUCCUUACCUCAAGUCUAGCAGUUCCUUUGUUGCGCUAGAUGAGCCAGUGGGGCACAUUGCAUCAAACGCACUUGGCACGCCCGGUAACUUUUGCGAUCCCAAGGAUCCUCAGAUUCUACAGUACCGCCAGGGCGCGGCAGUUCGCGAGAGCGUGGCCCUUUUCAAGGGCGCGGGCGUGCACAUGAGCGCCGAGAUCGGGAUCGUGGUCAUAGUCGAGAGCGCAAGAACGACGGUCAACAACGGAUCCAAGGUGCUGGAUCAAGCCGCGGCAGAGGGCGAGAAGGGCGUCGGUUGCCGGGAUAUCAAGCCCCCGGUCGAGGCAAUCGGCCUCAUCACCAUCAUCACCAUCAUCAUCAGCAGCAGCAGCAUCGAUCCGGGCCUCACCCCCAUCCGCAAUUCCACCACCAUCAGCAGCAGCAGCCACAACCGCGGCCGGGCCUAG
This is a messenger RNA of Monosiga brevicollis MX1, 2640 nucleotides long. RefSeq lists its product as uncharacterized. Gene Ontology annotation, molecular function: helicase activity. The transcript has 4 exons. Lineage: Eukaryota; Choanoflagellata; Craspedida; Salpingoecidae. Bases 1 to 2640 code for a protein of 879 amino acids. The record is from RefSeq and is a predicted model, not a curated record.